Molecule: messenger RNA, 3894 nt
Organism: Gambusia affinis (western mosquitofish)
Lineage: Eukaryota; Metazoa; Chordata; Actinopteri; Cyprinodontiformes; Poeciliidae
Gene: syn2b
Product: synapsin IIb
Exons: 12
Coding region: 566-2986 (806 amino acids)
Biological process (GO): neurotransmitter secretion
Cellular component (GO): synaptic vesicle; synaptic vesicle membrane
Molecular function (GO): ATP binding
Source: RefSeq, a predicted model, not a curated record
GCGAGAGGAAAAAGGGCAGAGGGAGCGAAUGAGAGAAUGAGAUAAGCAGAGGCGGCAGCAUCUCUUUGGUGCAUUCAGCUUGCAGCAGCUCAGGAGGCAGGAAGGAAGGAAGAGAGGAAAAAGGAGAACACCAGCAACUGUCUGAAGGGGGCGACACCACACCUCUCUAGCUCUCUCUUUCUCUAGUAGAUACACACUGUCCCACGUCACAGCACGCAUUUUCAGGAGGCGUGAGGCUCAGGAGGAGGAACACCACUCACACGCUCGCUGUUUCUGUUGCCCCGGCUGCACUUUCGGGAGCUGUCUCUUGAAGGCUGGACCAGAGCUGUUUCCAUCCUCGCUCGCUUCAUCCAUCCUCUCUUCCCUUCCUGCUUUACCAUCCAACACAGAAGCAGCUCUCUGUCACGCAUCCCUCGAUCAUCUGGACUGAUUUGUUUGCUCUGUCAUUCAUCUAACCCCUGAUCCACUUUGCCUUCACUCCAUUCAGCCUGGACAUCAGAAGGUGCCCAGUCAGGAGAAAGACACAUCUACAGUCGACUGAGAAUCCCAUCUUUCAACCGAAAUCAUGAACUUCCUCCGCCGCCGUCUCUCCGACAGCAGCUUCAUGUCCAACCUGCCCAAUGGCUACAUGACAGACCUUCAGAGGCCUGACCCACCUGCUCCUCCACCCCCCACCACCUCCUCUCCUUCCCAGCAAGGUGCAGCCCCUGCUUCAGCUCCUGCCCCUACCCUCUCCCCAACAAAAGCUCCUACUCCAUCCCAGGUGCCUGCCAGUUCUCCUGGGCCACAGGAGCGUCAACCAUCCCAGCUGGCCCAGCAGCCCCAACAGGCUCAGUCCUCCUCCUCCUCUGGUGGAUCUUCCGGCUUCUUCAGCUCCUUCAGCUCCAUCACCAACGUGGUCAAACAGACGGCCGCAUCCGCCGCUGGCUUUGUGGAGCAGUCGGCCCCUUCCCCAUCCCUCUCCAAGAAGUUCAAGAUCCUGUUGGUCAUUGAUGAGCCCCAGCAUGAGUGGGCAAAAGUGUUCAGAGGAAAGAAGGUCCUUGGGGAAUACGACAUCAAAGUGGAGCAGGCUGAGUUCUCGGAGGUCAAUCUUGUUGCUCAUUCAAAUGGAACCUGCAAUGUGGACAUGCAGGUCAUCAGAGGCGGCACCAAGGUCGUCAGGUCAUUCAGGCCUGAUUUUGUUUUGGUGCGCCAACACGCCUUCAGCAUGGCUCAAAAUGAGGACUUUAGAAACUUGAUCAUUGGUCUUCAGUAUGCAGGCGUCCCUUCAGUCAACACUCUGGACUCCAUUUACAACCUGUGUGACAAACCCUGGGCUUUUUCCCAGCUGAUCAACAACCAGAAGCGGUUGGGUUCAGAUAAGUUUCCUCUCAUUAAUCAGACGUUCUACCCCAACUACAGAGACAUGAUUACAACACCAAGUUUCCCAGUAGUGGUGAAGAUCGGACAUGCCCACUCUGGAAUGGGAAAGGUAAAGGUGGACAACGUUAGUGAUUUCCAAGACAUUGCAAGUGUGGUGGCCAUCACUCAGACCUACUGUACUACAGAGCCAUUUGUAGAUGCCAAGUAUGACAUCAGGGUCCAAAAAAUUGGAGCUGACUACAAAGCUUAUAUGCGAACAUCCAUCUCUGGUAAUUGGAAAAGCAACACCGGAUCUGCCAUGUUGGAACAAGUAGCCAUGACUGACAACAACCCUGACAUUACAAUAGCAAUUUUUUUAAAUGAAAUACGGUAUUUUUUUGGUCUUGGGAUUUUAUGCAGAACAUCUGCAGUCGAUGAUCCAUUGUAUCCUGCUGUCCAGGUUGUGGGCUCAUCUAUGCAGCUGAUUGGCGAUCACCAGGCAGAAGAUCGGCAGCUCAUUUCUGAGGUGGUGCUGGCUAAGAUGAACCAAGCGCUGACUACCAGGUCAUCCAGUGCUUCCCGCUCGCCUGCUCGCUCUCCUCAAGGCCAGAAGCCGACAACUGUGCAGCCCCAGCAGACUGCUUCUGCUAAGGAAGGCCUGGCAGACCCAAACAGGAGCUCAGGCCAACGUCCUCAACCUCAAGGUGCGGCACUGAAAUCACAGAGUGUGGAUGUAACAGCAGAAUCAGCAAAAAGAAUGUCUGAACCUAAGCCUGACCAAGCCCAGAAACCUGCUGGCGCUCAGAAACCAGCUCAGGCUCAGAAACCGAGUCCUGUCCAAAAGGCUGCCUCUGUCACGAAGCCACCUGUGCCAAGGCCUCCCCCAAUGACCAGAGCCCCUUCUGUAACAAAGCCAACCCAAGAUUCUGCUUCCAGCUCAGUCCCAUCCAAAGCUUCACCAUCAUCCCCAGCUAAAGCAGCCAAAGCUCCUGGUUCUCCACCAACAAAAGCCCCAGCAGCAACUUCAAGUUCCCCUCCAGCCUCUCCCAAACCUUCUGCUGCCACCACAGAGCAGCCCAAACCCCAGCCACAAGGCUCUCCAUCAGCAUCACCUGGGAAGCCUAAAGAUCUGCCCCCAAAACCCACACCACCUGCAAAGCCGAUCCCUCCUGUUCGCAGGAAUUCUAAGCCACAGCUUCAGCCAAAGCCACAGUCUCCCACUCCUCCAAAGGCUUUCCCCAAGCCCCAGCCCACCACUCAACCCCAAGGCCCUGAACCCACCUUGGUGUCUGAUGCCACACAACCUGCACAGGUCCAGUCCCCUGCUAAAUCCAGCCAGCCCUCCUCUAACGUCCAGGCUCAAGCUCAGGCCAAGCCACUCUCUCCAUCCCAAAACCCUGAGCCGAUUCCAGCUGAAGCACCCGCAGCAUCCAGUGAUCCCCAGGCGCCUGUUGAAGAUCAGCCCCAACAAAAGACCCAUCCACUACUGAAUAAGUCCCAGUCCCUGACCAAUGCCUUCAACGCCUUUAGCGACUCCUCUUUCUUCCGCGGGGUCUCAGGCUCCGGUGGCGAUGGCCAAGAAGAAGCAAAAGCUGAAACCAUUCGCAACCUUCGAAAGUCCUUUGCCAGCCUUUUCUCUGAUUAAACACAACCAAACACAACCGCUUGUUAAUGCUGGUCCUCCUUUUAACCAGUGACCAGCUUUUCUGAUUGACAUUAGAUGUGAACCAGUCUGAGAUUAAAGUUUGUGUGUCAGUUGUACUUUAUUCCCCACACCCUUUUUCCUGUUCAGCUCCUCUCCUAUCUCCCCAGUGCAGGUAACAGAGAGGCCUAUUGGAGACAAAGAUUAUUCAAAGACUGUCUUGAAGGAGUUACGUCAUUGAUACAGUGCCUGACAAAAUAUACGUAUAUCUCUUGAUAUGUUUCACAUUCUGUUACAUUGAAACCACAAACUUCAGUAUAUUGACAUGAUAGACAAACACUAGAAAAUGCAUCAUUUUGAAACGGAUGGAAAAAGCCAGACAUGAGCUAAAGCUGUCUUGUUGGCAGAUUCCUCCACAUACCAAUUGGAUGACCUCUGAAGUCAGGUGUUCAUUGGAUUUUAUUUAGGUAGCUUACAGUAAAAGUGCUAGAUUUUACUUCCCCAUCACAAUUCAGAUAUUCUCUUCUUUUGCAAAAAAAAAAGUCAAUUUGUGAACCAUUUUUUAUCGUUUCUCAGUUAUGUGCAAGUUUACCUCAAACUGCUACAUUGCCAUAGUGAUGUAUGUAUAGCACUAAUCCCUGUUGAUUCAUAUUCAGAAUAUGCAAAGGAUCACACCUGAAACAUGUUUGAAGUAAUGCUAAAUUAUGACCAAUUUUCCUAAUACACAUAAAUGUAUCAGAUUAUUGAUCUCUAUUAAAUUUGGAGUCUGUUUGACAGCAAAAACACGUCUUUUAUACAUAAUUGUAAAUAAAUUUAAUCAGUAAGUGAUUAAGGGAUAUGAGUGUUUUUGUAAGGCACUGUACAUAAUAUAUUACAGUAGACAAAAACUAUUUUCACAUAGAACAUUAAGU